Molecule: messenger RNA, 444 nt
Organism: Racocetra fulgida
Lineage: Eukaryota; Fungi; Glomeromycota; Glomeromycetes; Diversisporales; Gigasporaceae
Source: the annotation of a GenBank genome assembly
AUGUCAAAGUUAUCCCUACAAAAUGCUAUUUUAACCUAUGAACAAUUAGAAACUACUCCUUCGAAACAAGAUGAAAUUCCCGAAGAUCUCGAAGAUAAUCUGCGAAGACUUGGCUGUGAAAUGAUUCAAUCAGCAGGAAUUCUUUUACGACUUACUUUUCCAACGCUUUUUUUAUGUGGCGUCGUUGAGGAAAUUUUCUAUCAGAAAGCAUUAACUGUUGCAGAGAUGCAAAUACUUAAAAAAUUAGGGUUUAAUGUUCAUGUACAAUUACCAUAUGGAUUAAUGGUAAAUUAUUUGAAAGUAUUGGAACUUACAGAACACGAAACUAUUCCGCAAAAAGCCUGGGGAUAUCUAAAUGACGCGCAUCACAAAUUGCCAUCUGGACUACCGUUUACACUUGAUGAGUUGGAGAUUUACUUAAAAGGAUCCUCAACGCAGACCUAG